Molecule: messenger RNA, 664 nt
Organism: Ixodes scapularis (black-legged tick)
Lineage: Eukaryota; Metazoa; Arthropoda; Arachnida; Ixodida; Ixodidae
Exons: 7
Source: RefSeq, a predicted model, not a curated record
AUGUAUUCGGCUACACUCAUCAUUUGCAGCGUAGCUUUUGCUCACGCCGGUGUCGUGUAUCCGGUUCUGAUUGAAAGCAGAAGCGGCAACUCAAGAGGCGCUGUUCAAAUUUCUAAAGACUACGUCAUAGACUUGGAAGAAUCCAGUGUUUUAGGGGACAGUCUGUAUUUUUCCGAUGCUAAGUAUGGAGAGGUGAAUCACGAAUUGAUGGAUACUACAGACAUACGUAAGAGUGUUUAUGAAAAUUCGGAACACAAGGCGUCCUUUACAAUUACUGAAACAGACAUGGGAAUUGAAAUGGAAGGAUACCUAAACUUUACACAUGGAAUUGAGCCAUUGCGAAAACAUGACAAAUCCGGCCGUGUCCCUCACAGAAUAUUUCCGCUACCGACGCCUGAGAAGGCGAUCCACUUCGAAAUGCCCGUUGAAGAACGUUCUGAUAAAAGUCUACCGCCAAAAAGUGACACUGCAGAGCCACCCACCGUGUGGCGACCUGAAAUGUACGUCAUGUUUGACAGUGUAAUACACAAGUCCCUCAAUGAAAGCAAAUAUCUACAGGCUCGAUACGUCAUAAGGCUAAUGAACAUCGUGCGUAAAUGCAAUCUUCAAGACGGUUCGCAAGCCCCGAAUAAACCUUCAGCUUGUUGGAAUAUACCGGUUUCAG